AUGCAUCCCCGAGGGAAAAACCUGGCGCUUUCCGCCGUUUCCAUCAUGCUGCUGGCCUGCGUGUUCUUCAUGAGGAAGGAGGCAAAGCUGGCAGCAUCCUCAGCAGACCAGAAAGUAGAUGAUGUGAAUCACAAACCGAAGUCUUUGGCUCCGGACAGUGCUGAACCCAGCAAGUGUUUGCCGGACCUGACCCUUGCUAACUCUUCUCAUGCCCUUCCGGAAGUUCACCGUGUCUUCUUAACCUACAAGCACUGCCGCAACUUCUCAGUCCUGCUGAAGCCUUCCAGGUGUGGCAAAGAGACAUUCCUCCUGCUGGCCAUCAAGUCUUCUCCCAUCAACAUAGACCGGCGGGUGGCAAUCAGGAACACAUGGGGGAAGGAGGUCUCCAUUGGUGGCAGGCGCAUCCGGCUGGUCUUCCUUCUGGGGCUCUCAGAGGCCAAAAUCCAGGCACAGCCCCUGCACCAGCUGCUGACUUACGAGAGCCAGGAGUUUCAUGACAUCUUGCAGUGGGAUUUCGUUGACAACUUCUUCAAUUUGACCCUCAAGGAGCUGCAUUUCCUGCGCUGGUUCAUGGAGGACUGCCUGCACACCAGGUUUGUGCUGAAGGGCGAUGAUGAUGUCUUUGUCAACACUUACAACAUCAUCGAGUUCCUCCAAGAACUGGACCCUGACCAGAAUCUCUUUGUUGGGGAUGUGAUCACCAAUGCCCGGCCCAUCAGGAACACCAAGGUUAAAUACUUUAUUCCAGAGUCCAUGUACAGAGCCUCCUUCUAUCCCCUCUAUGCAGGUGGAGGGGGCUAUGUGAUGUCCAGAGAGACAGUGCGUCGUCUCCAGGGCACUGCAGAGGACACAGAGCUCUUCCCAAUAGAUGAUGUCUUUGUGGGAAUGUGUCUGGCAAAAAUGGCAGUGACUCCAAAGAACCAUGCUGGCUUUAAGACUUUUGGGAUCCAGAGACCUUUCAAUCCUUUUGAUCCAUGCUUGUACAAAGAGCUGAUGGUUGUGCACAAGCUAAACCCAACUGAGAUGUGGAUCAUGUGGACGCUAGUCAAGGAUGACAGCCUCAGGUGUGCGGUGUCAGUAACAUACAACUAUAGAGGGGGUUGGAAAUGA
Indicator indicator is the source of this 1110-nucleotide messenger RNA. It is a transcript of the gene B3GNT4, whose product is annotated as UDP-GlcNAc:betaGal beta-1,3-N-acetylglucosaminyltransferase 4. The transcript has a single exon. Gene Ontology annotation, cellular component: membrane. NCBI's taxonomy places the organism in Eukaryota, Metazoa, Chordata, Aves, Piciformes, Indicatoridae. The record is from RefSeq and is a predicted model, not a curated record. Gene Ontology annotation, molecular function: hexosyltransferase activity. Bases 1 to 1110 code for a protein of 369 amino acids.